Messenger RNA from Molossus molossus (Pallas's mastiff bat), 1462 nucleotides. RefSeq names its product gap junction protein alpha 4 (gene GJA4). The transcript has 2 exons. Gene Ontology annotation, cellular component: connexin complex. The record is from RefSeq and is a predicted model, not a curated record. Gene Ontology annotation, biological process: cell communication. Bases 79 to 1041 code for a protein of 320 amino acids. NCBI's taxonomy places the organism in Eukaryota, Metazoa, Chordata, Mammalia, Chiroptera, Molossidae.
CCGGCGCCGCUCUGGCCUGCGUCCGUCCCCACCGCCACCUGGGCCGCCAGGCAGACAGGCACCGGAACCCCAGGAGCCAUGGGUGACUGGGGUUUUCUCGAAAAGCUGCUGGACCAGGUUCAGGAGCACUCAACGCUGGUGGGCAAGAUCUGGCUGACAGUGCUCUUCAUCUUCCGCAUCCUCAUCCUGGGCCUGGCUGGUGAAUCAGUGUGGGGGGACGAGCAGUCGGAUUUCCAGUGUAACACAGCCCAGCCUGGCUGCACCAACGUCUGCUACGACAAGGCCUUCCCCAUCUCCCAUGUCCGCUACUGGGUGCUGCAGUUCCUCUUUGUCAGCACGCCCACCCUGGUCUACCUAGGCCAUGUCAUCUACCUGUCUCGGCGUGAGGAGCGGCUGCGGCAGAAGGAGGGGGAGCUUCGGGCACUGCUGGACAAAGACCCAAGCGUGGAACAGGCGCUAGCAGGUGUGGUGCGUCAGAUGGCCAAGAUCUCGGUGGCGGAAGAUGGUCACAUGCGGAUCCAGGGGCCGCUGAUGUGCACCUAUAUGAUCAGCGUGAUCUGCAAGAGCGUGUUAGAAGCAGGCUUCUUGUACGGCCAGUGGCGUCUCUACGGCUGGACCAUGGAGCCCGUGUAUGUGUGUCAGCGCUCACCCUGCCCCCACCCUGUGGACUGCUUUAUCUCUCGCCCCACGGAGAAGACGAUCUUUAUCAUCUUCAUGCAGGUGGUCGGAGUCAUCUCCCUGCUGCUCAACCUGCUGGAGCUGGUCUACCUGCUGUGCCGCUGCUUCAUCCAAGGACUAAGGGCCCAGCAGGGCCAGAAUGCCCGCCCACAUCAGGACACCACAUCGGGGCCUCAAGCUGACCGGGUCUUCUACCUCCCCAUGGGCAAGGAGCCUGCAUCCGAGCCAUGGAACUGGGCCAACCUGACUACACAAGAGAAUCUGGCUUCUAGCCCACCCCCCUUCCUGGACCAGUACCCCCAGAGUAGCCAGAAAUCCCCCAGUAGCCUCAGAAGCAAUACUUACAAGAAGCAGUAUUUGUAGGAACCUGGGGUUUAUGUCACCCAACGGCGGGGCCUGGGAAGUCUGGCUGCCUUGGUGGCCCCUCCUUGAAGGCUCUGCAGAGAUGACUAGGACUGGGGGUAGCAGGUGCUUGCUGGCCAGAGGGCCUCACUUUAGGUUGUUCUUGGACAUCUGGAGCCUUCCUGGUGACCAGAGGACACCUCAUGGUUUCCCCUCCAAAACCUGGCUUUGCCCCAGGCACAGGCAGAGAGAACUUGGGCUGCUCUUGGCCAAAAGUGUGGGCCCUUUAGCAUUUUUCACUUUUUUCAGAGGGACCCAAAGCCAAGUGACUCCGCCCCCACUGUCAUGGGAGAUUCUCCCCCACCCAGGUUUUCCUCAUACCCUCUGCUCUCAGGAAAAUCCUGGUCGAGGCUGCUGGGUCGGCCUUGGUUACACAACAGAG